AUGGCGACUUAUUGCAAUAAAUGCACUACUGCAAAUUGCUUGGAGUGUAAUAACAAUAAUGAAUGCGGUAAAUGUAUUGACAACUUUGAGUUGAGUGGAACACCUCCAAUAUGCACUUCUAAAAGUGGAGCGUGUGGAGAUGGGUACUAUGGAGAAGCUGGAAAUUGUCAGAAAUGCAGUGUGAAUGGAUGCAAGAGAUGUAGUGAUGGUGAAACGUGUGAUAUGUGCAGUGAAAUUAUGAAUUUGGAAUUUAACAAAAAAAAGUGUUCGAAUGAUUGCCCAACUGGAUAUUUCGCAGAUAACCAAAAGUGCUUGAAAUGUGACGAUAAGUGCAAUAAAUGUCAAGCGUUGGACAAGGAAAAUGUUAUAAUGAAUGUCCUGAUCACUACUUUGAAGAAAAUGAUAUAUGCAACAAAUGCAAAAACAAUUACCUAA
Messenger RNA from Entamoeba invadens IP1, 435 nucleotides. RefSeq lists its product as hypothetical. The transcript is spliced from 2 exons. The coding region runs from base 1 to 435 and encodes 144 amino acids. The record is from RefSeq and is a predicted model, not a curated record. Lineage: Eukaryota; Evosea; Mastigamoebida; Endamoebidae.